This is a messenger RNA of Lytechinus variegatus (green sea urchin), 2019 nucleotides long. RefSeq lists its product as uncharacterized. Bases 688 to 1650 code for a protein of 320 amino acids. The record is from RefSeq and is a predicted model, not a curated record. NCBI's taxonomy places the organism in Eukaryota, Metazoa, Echinodermata, Echinoidea, Temnopleuroida, Toxopneustidae. The transcript has 8 exons.
UCAUCUACAAAUAUGAAGUUACUGACCUGGAAAGAUGGUGACAAUACAAUCAUGACAAUGAUAGGAGUUUGAAUUGCUGAAUGCCUGACGGUAGAAAGAGAUAUGAAUAUGAUUUCUAACAAUAAAAGAGAUGAUGAACGUGAAAAGAUAUCGUUUUGUUCAAUAGCUUCCAGACCGUGACACAGCGUAGGACUAGGGAGGAACGGGGUCCUGGACCCCCUCUUUGAACCUGCCCGCUUUGGGUUUAUCGUGAAAGAGAAGUCAUUGCGCACCUGCUUCAUUUAAAGGGACAAACAUUUCUUUCUGGCUUCUCAUACCACUAUUUGUUUCUUAAAUCUAUAGAGAGUAUCACAAUGUGAGAUUAUUGUGAUAAUGUAGUAGCCCCUCAUCUUUUUCUUCAUCCUUUUUUAAUUCAAUUUUCUUGUCCGUUUUCCCAAAUAACGUCAGUUCUUGCCAUUUUUCCCCCUCGGAGCAAUUGUCGCUGAAGCAAGAGUCGUGGAACUUCCCAGGCCUCUUCGAAUGGCCCUGUAUUUGGGUAUAUAGCGCUUGAUCCGCCACUCUCCAACCUACAUAACCUACCUGCGUUUACCAGAUUACUUGUUUUCAAAACAACGUGGAGUCCUGGAGUGAUACGCCCCAAUCUUGUGAUAUAGUAUCUAUCUUCUAUUCAAGGCUUGGUUGGCAAUCAUGGCCCAGGAUAAGAAUUCUUUAACUGUGAUCCUGGUCUGUUGUUUGGUUGUUGUAAGCAUUGUCGCUUUGGUUCUCGGGAUCGUCAGCCUAAACUCUCAAAGCGGAGAAGGAGGGGGGAGCACCAACACGAGCAAUGCCCAACAGCAGAUAAACAUCUACACUCAGCCGUCAAAUACAGGUAUCAAUGAAGAUAGAGUCUGGCUGUUUGCCAUCGGUCACUACGAUAAUGUUCUCGAAUAUUUGGAUGAACGAACGUACACCAUCAAGGGAUUUGGACCAGACAUAAUUGAUGCAGUAUGUUCGAUAGCCAAUAAAAAUUGUAAAUUGGUUUAUGACAUCUACGAGAAUUGUUGGGAUAGCCAAGCCGGUGAGCGCCCGCGUGGAGGUCAAGGGUUAAUGGGUGGAUGGUACGACGCAUGCACAGGAUGGGUGCAAUCCUUCGAUCGUCUUCUGACGUAUUACUUCACAAUGCCUUACAAGAAAGGGAAUACUGUCGCCCUCUUCGCCAAGAAUGACAGCUCUGUGACGUAUAAUGAUUUGACCAAUCGGAAAGUUGGAUUUCUAGACGGUUGGAGCGCAGACGAGUUUUGCCUCGCUCGUUACACAAACAUCGCGGGCUCAAUGCUUGGCACAAACCAGAUAUUUCAUUACCAAUCAGCAGAUCACAUGAUAGACGCCAUCCUCAACGACCAGAUUGACGUUGCGUUCGGAACAGCCCUUGCUCAAUUCACCACCUCCCUGAAACGCAUAUCCCCGUAUCCUGGUUUCGAGAAUAACUGCGAGGCCGGUGGUUCAUCCAUGAUGACGAGACACACCAGCCGUGAUCUGGUGAAUUGGUGGAACGACGCUUACCAGCGGCUUGUCGACAGAGGGCGCUACAAUGAAAUCUGCGAAGCGGUUCACGAGAGACACGGUCAUAUCCCCGGUCAAACCUACGAAGAAAUAUGUCUGGGCUAUUGAAAUGUUUCAAGCUGAUUGGUCGACACACUCACCUGACCCGGGCUAUCUCGGUGAAAGUUAUCUUAUUCAGGAGAAACCAGCAACAUCAAUGAGAUGAUCGGCAUAAGGGAUUCAUCAUUCAGUCAUCUUCAUAAUCACUUUCUUUAUCAUUACAUGAUAUAAGGAGGGAGUGAGGGGAAGGGGGUUAAAGGAUGAUUCAUAAAGGAACUUUCAUUGUAUUAAAAAUUAAAAGUGUUCAUUUAGAUCUUAAAACGGUUUUCAUAGUGCACACUCAACCUUGACAGAUCGCCUUGAUAUAAGAAUAAUCGUAAUAGUGAUAAUGAAUAAAUAAUGAUGAUGAUGACAAUAGUGAUAAAAUAAUAAAUAUAA